UUUCCACUUCCUCAGCGACCUCAGCUGGAGUUUGUACAUUCAAAUAUCUCACGUGAAUUUAUUCGAUUUAUUCUUAGUUAUUUCGCACCUGCAAAGAAAAUAUGAUUGAAGUCACGAAUCAGAAUUUCAACAAGGUGUAUCCGCAUCUGGAGCACACGUUGAAAAAUGCUAACUUCAUAGCGAUUGAUGGGGAAUUCACAGGUAUAGAAAGCGAUGAUGUAAAAAAUAGCCUGUUCGAUUCUAUACACGAGCGCUAUAAGAACAACAGAAGCCAUAUUCAGCCGCACAUAAUAAUUCAAUUUGGUAUUUCGGCGUUUCAUCGAGUUCACGAUGAGAAUAAAUACACUGCGGAGGCCUUCAAUUUCUUUCUGCUGCCUAGAUCUAUACCGUCGAAGAACAGACAAUUUCUUUGGCAGAUAGCAUCGCUAGAGUUUCUGACUACUCAUGAAUUUGAUUUCAACAAAUUUGCCUACCAAGGUAUUUCGUAUCUUGACGAGAUCGACGAGGCAGUCUUGCAGCAACAGUUACAGGAGAACACGUUGCUGUCUAACGUGGAGCAAUGUAUCACUUACCAAGAGGAAGAGGAUUUUAAAAAUACACUCGGUCAAAUAUUUAAAUGGCUGAAGACAGCUGGUGAUGAAACGGACUCGUUUAAAAUUCAGUCCCGCACUCCAACUGUGCAAUAUUAUAUGCAUAAAGAAUUGAGGAGACAUUUCCCAAACGUUUGGACUUACUCAGGGAACGAUAUGAUAACUGUGAUUAAAGUGCCGCCAGAAUCGAGAAAAAUUUUGGAACAGGAAGAAGGCUCUAUACUAGAAAAUGUAUUACUCGAAUCGUACACAGGCUUUUCAAAAGUAUUCAAGCUCUUGGUUACGUUGAAAAAACCAAUAAUUGCGCAUAAUCCUUUUUUGGAUUUUAUGUUUAUGCAUCAACAAUUUUACAAACCAUUACCACGAAAAUAUAUUGAUUUCAAAAAAAAUAUUCAUCAACUGUUUCCAACAAUUUAUGACACGAAAUUUUUAAGCUUCGAACUGAGAGAAAUUCUUCGAACAGAAGAAAGAUGGAAACUUAACACUCUAAGUGGUUUAGUCAAUUAUUUUACAGAAUCGCAAGGAAAAAAUAUAGCGCUAGGAUCGCCUAUCAUUGAACUCACGACAGAUUCAAAUGAUACUACCUCAUUGAAGAAAUAUCAUACCGCAGGAUGGGAUUCUUAUUUUGCUGGUUACAUAUUUAUUAGACUGACUCAUAUAUUUGCCACAAAGCGUUGUGGAGAAAUAUUUCAUAUAAAACAAUUUACACAUACAGAAUUGAUGAAUUGCGUGAAAGGCUUUACAAACUGUGUAAACAUUAUACGCGGCAAUACAUCAUAUUUGAAACUUGACGGGGCUGAACCUAAAUCAACUCGACCAAAGUGGCUUUAUGUGAAAACGUUAGAAUCGAAGCCGAUAACUGUCCUACAGAUAGCUGAAAAAAUGUCGAGGUUUGGCGCCGUUGACGUGAAGCAGGACACACCGAAGCGCGUGUUAGUUGCAGUAGCAAAUCACGGAAGCGCACGGGACAUAUUGCGACACUUCAAGCAAAACAAGGAGCUAUACGUAGUCCCUUACAAUCCGAUAUGGCAUUCACGCCGGGUUCAACUUAUCCUAUGGAGCAGUAUAGUCGUUUCUGGCGGGAUCUUCGCGUGGGUACUGCAUCAGAAGUUUCAGAAAAGCUCUUAAACAGACUGUAAAUAUCUUUAGAUAAAAAUAUACACUAAAGUUUUAUGUUUUUUAAUUGAAGUAUGUCGUCUGUUGAAUUAAAUUAAAAAAUA
Molecule: messenger RNA, 1810 nt
Organism: Wasmannia auropunctata (little fire ant)
Lineage: Eukaryota; Metazoa; Arthropoda; Insecta; Hymenoptera; Formicidae
Product: poly(A)-specific ribonuclease PARN-like domain-containing protein 1
Exons: 12
Coding region: 102-1718 (538 amino acids)
Biological process (GO): nuclear-transcribed mRNA poly(A) tail shortening
Cellular component (GO): cytoplasm; endoplasmic reticulum
Molecular function (GO): poly(A)-specific ribonuclease activity; RNA binding
Source: RefSeq, a predicted model, not a curated record